Molecule: messenger RNA, 4877 nt
Organism: Pelobates cultripes (western spadefoot toad)
Lineage: Eukaryota; Metazoa; Chordata; Amphibia; Anura; Pelobatidae
Source: the annotation of a GenBank genome assembly
GGGGACUUGAGAAAAGGCAUGCACAUUAAGAAAAGGCUGCAACGCUACAAGAUGAGGUGCGAGAAGCAGCUUUGGGUAGCCCUUUUUUUUUCAAUGCUUGGAAGAGCGGCAUUGGUGGCACUUGAUACCAGGAGGGCAUAUGGGGUCGCACUAAACAAGAUAGGCUUCCACCAAGGUAAGGGGCUCCAUUUAAUACAUAGCACCCUAAGGAUUUUAAUAAAGUUUAACAAUUGAGAAUUCUAGAUCAUUUAUAGUCUACAAAACACAUUCUAUAAAAAUACUGAACACCUCCAAUAAAAUUUAAAUCAUUGUGGGUUAAAUACUACUAUUAUAGAAUUAAAGCACGCAUCUAACAGCUUGCACAAUACAAAGUAAUUUUGGUAAUCUUUUCCCCAUUUUAAAUAUUCCCAACAAUUCCCAGUUUAGCGAAUAACUCUGUAUAAUGUUUCUUUCAUUAUGGUUCAAUGAUGAUUUUUUUUUUUUAUUUUGAAUGUUCUUUUCAUUUAUCCUGAAUUAUUAAGAAUACCAUAAAUCCCAUUUGAACCAGGUGCAUUUAUACGUUUGGAUGUUGUCUUAUAGAGUAAGCUACUAGAAAGGAGGAUGUUGCUUUCCAUGUUCUAAAUCAUUUUUCUGGAGUCUUAUCAGAUGUGAGAGUGGGUGAGUGACAGGUAGCCCAGAACAGACUGUUAAAGGAAUCUAGAAUGAGCAGACAAGAGCCAAUAGGCCAAAUUUAACUGUCUGCACCUGGUCAGUUACAACUAUUAGUUCCUAGCAGUGUAUCAUAAUGCAUACCAACUUUGACGGUAAGCUGAUCCAUGAAUACACGACUCCCGCUGUAAAGCUGUACAAAUAACGGUGGAAACAAAGUCAGCACUAUAGCAGUAACUCUUAACACGGAGAUGCCCUAGGGUAGGGCUCAAAAUUUUAAGUCUUACCCCACUAGCCAGGUUUGAAAAACUACUCACCACUGCAAGCCUAGAGUGUCCAUGGCACGCUCGUCAGUGGGUCAAUUUGCACUCGCUAAUGGCUAGAGGUCAAGUAGAAAUUUUACGCCGUGCCCUACACAUAGCUAAUACUCUGGCACACACAUAGGUAAAUUACGGGUAACUAGGGGAGAUCUGUGAGGGUACUCAUUGAAAUGCAAUGCUCAGGUCAUAGGCAUUACAGAGAUCUACCUGUCGUAAAGUAAGAUGUGUUUUAAUGCAGACCCAACUGUGAAACUAGAAUUGGUAGAUGAAAAGCAGGGGUGACACGUCUGUAGACAAUACAAGAAAACCCCUUAUGGUUAUAAUGUCUUCUGCGUAACUCCUGCUGUAUUUCUGUCUGUGCUUGGGGACACAGUAUAGAGCAGUGGUGUUAAAGAGAAUGUCGUGUCACACUGUGGACCACAAGCUGCCGUAAAGUGUGCCACAAACUUAGGCACGGGCUUAGAAUGGUGUUUUUAAUUAGUGUCUGCAUUAAUACUGACACUCUCAUCUGGUAAUUAAUUAAAACUAAUCAGUUAAUUUGGCUAGAAGUAUGUAUGUUUCUCUAAUAAGGCAUCAUGUUAAUACAACAUUUAUGAACUGCUGCUGAAGCUAAAAAGAAGUGAUUUAAUUUGCUUCUCCCAUUUUAGUAUACCUUGCUCUAAAACAGAUUGGGAACCUCUAGUGCAGAGUUUAACUAGACAUUUAUUUAGCAUUUUUGGUUUGAAUUUAUGCAUGAAAAAUAAUAUCAAAAUAAAAGUGUGCAGGUCUGACAUACACAGACAUAUGGUCCCCUUCAUUAUGGACUCCACUCUUGGAAUGGAGGUUAUUUUAACAGCCAAAAGAGGGUGUUUGGUUCUGAAGGUGGGAUUAAUUGGGAGAUUGUCAGGACACACAAAUAUAAAAUAGAAAUAACAGUUUCUGUGGGAUAACUGGAUUACAAUCACAAUAUUACAUAUACAGAAUUAUAAAUACAGACAUUAUUCUUCACCGGGAUUAAAAUUAACUAAAAUUGUAUAAAGACACUCUUUGCAUUUAGGCUAUUAAUCAGAUCUGCUACUACCGUGAUGAAACACAAUAUUUGCACGUGAUUUAUAUAUAGACCAAAUCCAACACGUGGUGAAUUCUAGCAGACCCCGACCGCACCUUUCUUUGAUCUAAUGUAGAGGAAUGCAAGUAAUAAAUCUCUGUUACACUGAGCUUUUGGCUCUUCCUAAAUCCAAACCCCUCAGAUACCAUGCACAUGUGUGUUUGCCUAUAUAGAAAAAUUACAUUUUUGUCAUAAUAAGUAAAUGCCUAUCAACAAGUGUCAAAAGUAGUGUUAGACAUACGGUUUUAUAAAUUAUUAUUAUUAUUGCCAUUUAUAUAGCGCCAACAGAUUCCGUAGCGCUUUACAAUAUUUUGAGAGGGGGGAUGUAACAAUAAAUAGGACAAUUACAAGAAAAUUUACAGGAACAAUAGGUUGAAGAGGACCCUGCUCAAACGAGCUUACAGACUAUAGGACAGAAUAUAAAUAGAAGUAUACACAUUAAAAGGGGAACUGUCACUGCUCUGUGUAUUCCGCUAUUGAAUAAAACACCCAUAGUUUAUGGUUUUGUGCUGGUGAUGGUCUCUUGUUUUCAAAUUUAUAUAAAGAUUUAGCAAAUCACCUCACAAUUCAGAUCAGUUCAGGCAUAGCACACACUGCCAAGGAGGAGGCAUAGAAACUAGAUUUAAUUUCUCUGCGUGCUGUCCCUAAUGCCGACUACCAGGUGCAUCGAACACAGCUAACAAUGAUUGACAGGGAGCUUAGAUGGAGGAAUCCAGUUGCAGAUAAUGAGAUGUGAAUUUCUAAAUUUACUUUUAUUUUUCACACUUUUUUUAUUUAAUUUUUUUAAAUAGAGAGAAAAAGUUAAAAAAAAACUAAAAAAAAAACUGAGUAGUGACAGCUCACCUCUGAAUCGAGUCAUGAAACCCCAGUACAAUUUCAAGUGGCAGAACCUACAGAAUUUAUAUAAAAAAAAACUUUCAGAAGACCAUUCUGAAAAAAAACAGAGAAGAGCUGUCAGUCUGAAUACAUUGUGUAGAUGAUUCAACAUUCCCAUAGAUCGCUCACAGAAAAUCAUUUGACAGUACCUCUGGGUAACGUCACGCUGCUCUGUGAAUCCGAUGGAUUGUAGGGUUAAUUUCUAUUCAAUAUAAAAAGGAUCAUGAAUGAUUUCUCAGCAUUAAAUAAUACAUUGCGAUUUAGUUAAAAUCUUUUCUAAUUGCUAUUUGACUACUUUUGUCUGGUCUGCUUUUUACUGCUGCAAAAUGAAUACAUAUUAGUAUUAUUAUAUAAAUAUUUUGCCAACAUUCAGAAAAGGAAAUACUGAUGAUAACCCAUACAGCUUGCAGCAAUAUAAGUGAAAUAGACCAAUACACAGGUUUACAUCUUCCAAUAAUUUACAACUUAAUCUUGUUAGUAUUUUGGUUGAUACAAUUCGAGGCUCUGUAAAACACAUUUGUUUUAAAAUUAAACGUGAAAGAGAAGCUUUGUUUUUUUUCUGUUUCUAUCACAGUAAAGGAGGAGACUAUAUUUAAAAGAAGAAAAACUACCACAACAAGAGGACAUAGCCUUAAAUUAGAGGGACAAAGGUUUAAAAAUAAUAUCAGGAAGUAUUACUUUACUGAGAGGGUAGUGGAUGCAUGGAAUAGCCUUCCAGCUGACGUGGUAGACGUUAACACAGUAAAGGAGUGUAAGCAUGCGUGGGAUAGGCAUAAGGCUAGCUAUAAGAUGAGGCCAGGGAUUAAUGAAAGUAUUUAGAAAAUUGGGCGGACUAGAUGGGUCAAACAGUUCUGAUCUGCAGUCACAUUCUAUGUUUCUAUGAUUUUUAAAAGUAAAAAAAAUAAAAAAAAAUUGAAAGAAAAUGACAUUCUUUCUCCACCUUUCCCCUCCUUUGUAAUAGAUGCUGGAGAAAUCUCCUCACUAUAUGAUGACAGGACAAAGCCAAGGGUAAGGAGGAGGCUGGCUCAACCGGGCAGACCGCGCACUGACGAGAGGGAAUGCCGUCUGAAAACUCUGCUGCUCCAAGUUGGCGACUUAGGGCUGGGGUAUGACUCGGAGGAGACCGUCCUUUUCAAGUACUGUGGUGGCGGAUGUCCCAGAUCACGUACUAACCACGACCUGACACUAUCACGUCUACUGCAGAAAAGUGAUCAACCGUCCUUGUUGGAGGACAAAAUCUUUGGGGGACCAUGCUGUCGUCCUACGCACUAUGAAGAUGUAGCAUUUCUGGAUGAUAGACAUCGGUGGCACACAGUAGAGCAGCUCUCGGCAGCAGCCUGUGGUUGUGUAGGCUGAUCUACAGUAACGGACAGAUAAAUAACUGUCUUGGGGCAGCAACAAAGGGACAGUUCUUACAAAUGCAACUUACCUAAUGCCUACUGGUGGUAACCCAAAGAGAGUGAAACAUGAGAAAAUCAAAGGCAUCUUUACAAGAAGAUAACCCAAAUACAUGGUGCCGCUGAGAUAAGCCAACAUGGGUAUUCGAAAGACUUUGUAUAGCACAAUCUGGGUGAAACUCAAUGUAAAUUAAUUUCAAUGAUUUUGUUAAUGGAAUAAUGGUCUACAACAUUCUAGUUAUGGAAGAGUUCAAGAUUCGUGGCAAGUGAUGUGUUAAAUGACCAGUUCACAGAAGUAAGAUGCAAACUAAUACUGUGUGAUUCAGUGAAGAACUCCAAUACAGAACGCCCAAGUACAAUUACAUCUAGCAAUGGCAAUCUGCACCUUCACACUAACACUAUGGGGUCUAUUUGCUAAACGCCAAAUAAUAUAAAACUGAAAUCUGAGUGGUAAAAAUAGCUGGUUUGGAAAAAUGCUCCGCCUCAGCUAUAUUCCAUGCUAUUUUAGCAUAAAUAUUUUCAUUCAAUUUUCAGUUAAGUACAGUUCAG